CGAUCGCUAUCCAAAGCUGAGCAGAAAAUGAGCCAAAUUGAGAGGGAGGCGUUGGCCUUGGUGUUUGGCGUCACGAAGUUUCACCAGUAUUUGUUUGGAAAUGACAAAUUCAUUUUGGUGACUGACCACAAGCUACUGGUCAAACUGUUCGGUGAGCAUGAAGGGAUUCCGGCGACAGCAUCCGCAAGGAUUUCGAGAUGGGCGCUACGGUUAUCCGCGUACAAUUACACGAUUCAGUACAGAUCAACGACGCAGAUAGGACAUGCCGAUGGUCUCAGCAGAUUACCCCUUCCCGUCUCGAAGGAGCGUGACCAUGAGGUGUCUGAGAUGGUGUGUUUGUUGCAGAGCUUGGAGGAGGAGUUUGCAUUGGACUCCUCCCGGAUUGCUGCGCUGACGUCUCGGGACACUCUGCUGAGUCGGGUGCGGCAGGCCAUAGAGACUGGUGAGUGGCCUGACGAGGAGGACAUCCGCUCAUUCUUCCACAGGAGAGAUGAGCUGUCGGUGAUCCGCGGAGUGCUGCUGUGGGGCAGCCGCGUGGUCGUGCCUGCCAAGGCACAGAAGCACGUUUUACACGAGCUACAUGAAGGACACCCUGGGGUUCGGCCUCCCGGACACCAUCGUCUCGGACAACGGUCCGGCCUUCAUCGGGGAGGAGUUCCAGCGGUUCACGAGGAGGAACGGCAUCCGUCAUGUGAGGACGGCUCCUCACAGGCCGGUGUCCGACAGAGUCUACGCCAGAGGCUUCGGGAGCGGACCGGUUUGGUCGCCCGGAGUGGUCGGCUCUCUCCUCGGUGCAACGAUGGCGGAGGUCCGGCUGGACGAUGGUCGACUGUGGCGCCGUCACUUCGAUCAGCUGCGGUCUGCGGGCGACUCUGCUCCGAAGAAUCGCACGGAGACGGACGUCUGCGACUUCGGACGGCUGCGGGGGAGGCGGGACCUGUCGGGUGGCGAGCCGGACGAGAGUUGGCUGGAGGACGAUCAGCGGGAGGAUCCCGUGGUGAUCUCGGACCGGAGACCGGCGGCUGACGCCGGCCAGCCUGAGCAGAGCUCGGAGAGUCCCGGAGUACAGUCGUCUCCGGCUGCUCGUCUCCCCUCUGAGACGCAGGAGCGGUUCGACGCAGAGUUACGGCUGUGGAUCGAGGAAGGGUGGCUGCGGCCGUAUAAUGAGCAGGAACACGGGCCGGUGCGUGGCCUAAUUCCGCUCAUGGCGGUCACCCAGGAAGCCAAGGACAAGGUCAGGCCGGUGCUCGACUACCGUGAGCUGAAUGAGCACCUGGUGGCUCAUACGGCUGAAGCUGAUGUGUGCCGCGACCAGCUCCGCAAGUGGCGGCAACACGGCGACGAUGUGGCCGUCAUCGACCUGAAGAAGGCGUUUCUGCAGCUGUACGUGGCCCAGGAGCUGUGGCCGUUUCAGACGGUAAUCGUGGACGGCCAGCGACAUUGUCUGACAAGGGUCGGAUUUGGUCUCAGCGUUGCAAGCGGCAUCAUGCGAGCGGUAGUGCGGGAAGUUUUGGAUCAAAGUCCAGAGAUCGCAAAAGCAUUGCUCCCGUACGCUGACGACCUGCUCGUUAACGAGACGCUCAUCUCUGCUGAGCGGGUGACCGAACAUUUUGCCGCAUACGGGCUCUCGUGUAAGUCACCGGAACGGGUAGCGGACGAGGCCGGAGCCCGGAUGCUGGGGCUCCGAGUGAGACGGCAGUCUGGCGGUGACGGCACACUGAGAUGGUCUCGGGACGGCGUGACACCAGCUGAGCCACCCGGGGUGCUGACCAGGCGGUCAAUCUUCGCCUGGGCGGGUCAGCUAACCUCACACGUGCCCGUCGCCGGGUGGCUGCGGCCGGCCGCCGCCUGGCUGAAAAGGGCGGCGAACAAGGUCACCAAAGAUUGGGACUCACCGAUCACUGACGAUGACCUGCGCAAACAAGUCAGUGAUCUGGCCCGGCGGCUGGCAGAGUGUGACCCGGCACGAGGACAGUGGUGCGUCUCAGGAGACUCGGUGACGGUGUGGACUGAUGCCAGCUCCAUCGCCCGCGGCGUAGUGCUAAGUGACCCCACCACGGGUGAGGUUAUCGAAGACGCCGCGUGGCUCCGAUCUGACAGUGACUCAGACAUGCACAUAAACCUAUCGGAGCUGGAUGCCGCGCUGAACGGUAUGAAUAUGGCGGUGGCGUGGGGAUUCAAGCGUGUGAUCCUCCGCACAGACUCUGUCACUGUUCAGCGCUGGCUGACCGACGCUCUGACAGGCCGUGCCCGACUGAGGACGAAGGCACAGUCGGAAAUGCUGGUUCGGCGGCGGGUGGCCGUUUUCAAGCAGCUCUCCAGCGAGUACGACCUCGUCGUGACAGUGGACAACGGUGACGACGCAAUGGCUGCUUCGACGGAUGAUGAGCAGGAAGAGGAGAUCGCCUGUCCGGUUCCGACCGCCCAUGUGCCUGGACAGCUGGCCAUUGAGGCGCCGGCGGCGGUGGAGCCGUCAGAGCUGACCCCAGCUGUCGCGCCGACCGAGCAGACCGAGCCGUGUACCGGUGGAUGA
This is a messenger RNA of Amphibalanus amphitrite, 2533 nucleotides long. RefSeq lists its product as uncharacterized. Bases 581 to 2533 code for a protein of 650 amino acids. NCBI's taxonomy places the organism in Eukaryota, Metazoa, Arthropoda, Thecostraca, Balanomorpha, Balanidae. The record is from RefSeq and is a predicted model, not a curated record. The transcript has 5 exons. Gene Ontology annotation, molecular function: nucleic acid binding. Gene Ontology annotation, biological process: DNA integration.